AUGAGUCCAAAGGGUAGCGACCAAAAAUUGGCGUCGGAAAUCGUGGCAGGAAUAAUAAAUGGCUCAAAGCUGUGGAAAUGGGGUCGGCAGAAAAAGCUAUGGACCUGGCUUGCUCCAUUGUUAACGCGAGCGUUUGAAAAUAUGAAGGAGGAGGCCAUGAGGAAUUGGGGCGUAUGUGUAGCGACUGUAUGUGGAUGUUCGGAAUCGCGUAUGUUGAAACCACUGCUGGAUAUCCUUUUUGCUCUUGUAAACAGACCAACGGAAAGCGCUUUUGCUGCUCAGUCGCGUCUUUUCCUUUUACAAGGCGGUUUAUGCCAGUUUGAAUGGCGUACAAUCGAGCUAUGGAACAAAGUGGUCUCUCUUCUAUCCAAAUCCGCUGUAGUUCAGCAAUAUGCCAAUCUUCGAGAACGUAUGGCAAUUCCCAGUAUACCGGAGUCGUUACGUGCUCCAACCGUAGCCCACUGUAUCGGAUUGUACAAUCAGCAUAUGGGUGCGUGCUGGGAGGAAACUCGGAUAAACAAUGGGAACAACUGCUCAGAAUCCACUGAGCUGAAUGGUACUGGAGAGUCGGAAGUGAAACGACAUGCUCGCCUUGCUCUAAAAGGAGCGCUAUCCUUCACUUUGCAUGUUGCCGGACAGUCUCUCACCUCAUUGCCUCCAUCUAUCUUGCAGCUUCUGCCUAUAUUUUGUCACUACAGUAACGAUGUUGGGUAA
Messenger RNA from Cooperia oncophora, 714 nucleotides. The record is from the annotation of a GenBank genome assembly. Lineage: Eukaryota; Metazoa; Nematoda; Chromadorea; Rhabditida; Trichostrongylidae.